Molecule: messenger RNA, 2415 nt
Organism: Apus apus (common swift)
Lineage: Eukaryota; Metazoa; Chordata; Aves; Apodiformes; Apodidae
Gene: TMEM50B
Product: transmembrane protein 50B
Exons: 7
Coding region: 385-861 (158 amino acids)
Biological process (GO): protein targeting to vacuole; late endosome to vacuole transport via multivesicular body sorting pathway
Source: RefSeq, a predicted model, not a curated record
GGGGGCUGGGCUCGGGGUGCCCGCCCGCCCCGCCCCGCCCUGCCCCGCAGCUGCGACCCCCGCCGGCCUGGGGGCCAGGGGUGGGGGGGCAGCGUGGCCAGCCGCCGUCCGGUCCUCCUCAGGUUGGCGUGGGCCGCGUCUGGGAGAGGGAGCGGUGGUGUCGGCUCGGCACGUGAAGCCCUGCAGAAACCACUUGUGUAGCGUUUUCUGAAUCACGCUGGCCUCAGCCUCACGGCUGCUGACCGUCCGGCCUCUGCAGCUCUGGGGUUCCGCCUCACGUUGCCCCGUCGUGGCCCGAGCCCAUCCAGUAUUUAGGACACAAUUGUUAAUGGAAGAAUUCAUGUAUAAGUACAAAAUAAGAAGGACAAUCUAAUCCUUGAGGAAAUGGCAGGAUUCCUAGACAACUUCCGAUGGCCAGAAUGUGAGUGCAUUGACUGGAGUGAAAGAAGAAAUGCCAUCGCUUCAAUAGUUGCAGGAGUAUUGUUUUUCACAGGUUGGUGGAUAAUGAUAGAUGCUGCAGUAGUUUACCCUAAGCCAGAACAAAUGAACCAUGCGUUCCAUACCUGUGGGGUGUUUUCAACACUAGCUUUUUUCAUGAUAAAUGCUGUAUCAAAUGCACAGGUGAGAGGAGACAGCUAUAGUGAUGGAUGUUUAGGAAGAACAGGUGCUCGUGUCUGGCUCUUCAUUGGCUUUAUGUUGAUGUUUGGUUCACUUAUUGCUUCAAUGUGGAUUCUUUUUGGAGCAUAUGUUACACAGAACACUAAUGUUUACCCUGGAUUAGCAGUGUUUUUCCAAAAUGCAUUGAUAUUUUUCAGUACUCUGAUCUACAAGUUUGGAAGAACAGAAGAGUUAUGGGGAUGAGAGGUCAUGUAUAGCAUUGUCUGAUCCAUAGUUGCUAUGUCGUACUAUGUAUGUAGAUAUAUUUACUUGUUCUUGGUUUGCUUUCUAAAUAGUAUGGACUGAGACAAAUUACAGUUUCUGUAAUAAGCUCCCUCUUUUCACAGGACAGAUUUGUGAAUAUGUACAUAUGACUGUAUAUAUCUUUAAAAGGGAAUGUCAGGCUUUCUUUCUGCAAUCUUCAGGCUUUUUUCUUCAAGUUUGUGGGUUUCCACCAACUCCUAGGACUUGAUCUCCCAAACCCUCACCUGUGUCAGACACUUCAGCGAAACUCAUAGUGAACAAGCAGGAUAAAGCCUGUGCUCUGGAAGCGGUUAUUACUUUCAGGCCCAGGUGAGCUAGAGCUGGUUUUGCAAAGGGCUGACAGCAACAACUGCCUGUGUCACCUGCAGGAGUGGUCGGUGCACUGAGGUGAGCUGAGCCUGUGUUUGAUGAGGGUCAAUUCUGUUGUAUUCUGAGAAAUGAGCUGAUUUUAAGAAUUUUGUACAACUGUUCAGAAAAAUAUGAAGUAGCUAUUUUUUUGUAAAAGGCUAUGAAUUUUUAAACAAGGCCCUAUAUUAAGCAGGUUCUGCACAGCAAAUCAAACUCUGUGACUUUUGAAUGCUAUAGCACAAAUGACAUUUGGUAGCACCACGGUCCUUAGAAUUAGUUUCAUGCUGUUCAGAGAAAUUGAUUCCAAUUCCUAUUUCAUGUAUUUACUGAUAUUAGAAUUAAAAAAACCCAAAACACCAAGCAACAAAACCAAACCCACUCCUGCUCAUAUUUAAGGAAUAUGAAGAACAGAUGAGAGUCAGCCUAACAUCUUUAAAAUAACGCUAGCAGAAUUUUUUUCAAGGGAAGCUUUUUGCUGAUAAAUGGAAAAGUUACCCUGCUACCUAUUACCUUUUCUGUUUAAAAGGCAAUAAUUUCAAGUGGGGAUAUAGUUAGAUGCAUUUAUUGCUCACAGCCUUACCUUGAAAUAAUUGCCAGUUUUGCCAUUUGUCCCAGUUAAAAUGUAUUUAUCUCCUAAAUUUCUUGGGCACUUUAUGGCAAUGUUUCCAUUAUUGAAAUCCAGUUUCUUCUAUCUGGAGUACACAGAAAGGGAGAACAAUGAUGUUUUAUAGCUUUGGACUGAUCUUGUCUGUUCAUUUUGCUGCUGGUGAUUUCCUUAUCCUAGGAGUUCUAUGUGGUUUUUAAAGCAUUUGAAUCUACCUUGUGUCUAAAAGCUUUUAUAACUUUCCAUAUAUCAAGAUCGCUGACCAAAUAGUAUUAAACUGCAGAAUGUAACUUUUGUGCAUGGUUACUGUACACUGUUAGUCAUCUAAUUACUCCCUUGUGGGAAUCUCUCCAGUGGACAGAAUAUGAAGCAAAUACUGCAGCUGAAAUUGUGCUACUGGCUAGACUAACUUCAUCCUGAUUGCACCAUCCUGCAGUGAAUUACAAUAUAUUCACUGGUGUCAACUGUAGCUUUGUACAUAAGUUGUCUGUUUGGUUGUAAUUUCAGAAAACUGCAAUAAACUUUAUCUUAUGUUCUCAAAA